AUGAUGCGUUUAGCAAAUUUCUCCAUGACAUUGGCUAUGAUUGCAAUAGCGAUUUGUGAACAACAGCAACAACCACAACAGCAACAAAAUCAAGUGCUUGAAGUGGAAGUGCAUUGUCAUGAACAACAGCAGCAGCAGCAACAACAACAACAACGACCUGAGUUUCCGUCACAACAACAGCUGCUGCAACAAGAAAGCCAUCAUAAUUUAUCAAUUAUGCAAAAUUUAGACGGUCACGAGUUACCUUUGCUCUUGCAGCGUGUCAUUGCAGCAUGUUGCAACAUUGUCAGGAACUAUUUUGCAUUGCUAUCGGAUGGUUUUAUGUUCAGCAGCCAUAUCGAGGAAGAGCGUCUACGCCAUGACUUGCACGACUUUAUGCGGCAUGUGUUGAUAUGCAAGAAGGACUUUAAGGUGGAAAUUGAAAACAUUAGCGGCGAUCGCAUGAUAACAUUCAAUAGGAAAUUCAAUGUUAUUGUGGUGGACAGUGCCAAGUCGUUGAGGGAAUUGAAUCCUGCCAAUCUUACCAAGGACUAUGAUAUCCAAGAGCAUUACAUCUUGUAUUUGAUGGAUGCGGCACGCUUUUCGGAUCUCUAUUUGGAGUUGCAUCAGAUAUUCUCUCACUUUUGGCAGUACUACAUGUUAAAUGUCAUUGUGCUCGUUGAGAACCCAGACACCCAGGUAGUGGAUGUCUACACUUAUUUUCCCUUCCAUGAUGGUGCAUCAUGUCGUCAUGUGCAUGUGAAAUAUUUAAAUUCAUAUAGCGAUUCAUGGCGUUAUCCCAUACCGAAAUCUUUGUAUCCGGAUAAAGUGGGAAAUUUACACAAAUGCCCAGUUACAGCGGCUGUAUGGAAUACCCCGCCCUAUUUGAGUUUUAAACGUCAUCCGAAUGGGACCAUAGAAAUACAUUAUUGGGAGGCAGAAUUACUGUAUGUAUUGGGGGAUAAGUUUAAUUUCACUGUGGCUUUGAUAGAGCCUAUUAAUAAUCAGCAACGUGGUAAACAACAGCCAGAUGGUACCAUCAAUGGAGCAAUGGGAUUGAUGAUCAGGCGUACAGCUGACCUGAGCCUUGGUUCCUUUCGCGUUACUUUGGAGCGUGCAGCCGUAUUGACGGGUGCUGAAUCAUACUACCAGACAUGGCAAGCCUAUGCGUUUUUGAAAAGAGCCCAACCAUAUACCUCACUGGAGAUUUUGGUGUAUGCCUUCGACAAUCGUACUUGGAUAUGUUUAGUCAUAAGUUUCUUAACGGCCCUCUUGGUGGUCUAUUUUGUACAGUUACGCUAUGAUACAUCCUAUUGGGCCAGAAUAGUUAUGGGCAUACCCAGACCAACUGCUCCCCUAACGAAUAUUGUUAUGAUGAUGACCGGUCAGGCGAUAGGUGCAUUGCCAGAAAAUACCUUUUGCCGAUUUGUUUUGACACUUUGGGACCUCUUUGGGCUGCUGCUGAGAACAGCAUAUCAAUCUUUGCUGUUUCAAUUGCUACAAAGUGAUCUUUAUCAUCCCGCACCCUUUGGUCUGGUAGACCUUAUGUCACGGGGCUGUAAGAUAGUAACCACCAAUGGCACCUAUGAUUCGGUGUCCACUGUGCCCACAUUCUAUUUGCGUUUAAUCGAAAUGCAUAUCAUCAAGAAUGUCUCGGAGCAGAGUAUAUUCUUCUAUGUGGAGGCACAUAAGCAUGAGUGUUAUGCUGGCAUUUCACCCGAGGAUUUUAUUAUACAUCAUGCCAGGGUGGAGAAUAAGCGGGGCAUGUUCAUUGUAUUGCCUGAGAAGAUUUUCACCCAACACCUGACCAUUUAUUUUACCAAGCACACUUUUCUGAUAGAUCGUUUUAAUGAAGUUUUGCAGAAUUUGCGUGCCAUGGGCCUUAUUGACUUUUGGGCCUCCAACAGUGUGGACCGCACUUAUGUAGAGGUGCCUACGGAGAAACAGGUUUUCCUGCCCUUGACCAUGGGUAAUUUGGAAGGAAUUUUUGUGACUUAUUUGGUGCUGACGGCAUUGGCCUUGGUGAUAUUCUUUGUCGAAAUUGUGAUCUCUAAAUGGCGUAAAUAA
Messenger RNA from Stomoxys calcitrans (stable fly), 2046 nucleotides. RefSeq lists its product as uncharacterized. The record is from RefSeq and is a predicted model, not a curated record. The coding region runs from base 1 to 2046 and encodes 681 amino acids. The transcript has 3 exons. NCBI's taxonomy places the organism in Eukaryota, Metazoa, Arthropoda, Insecta, Diptera, Muscidae.